This is a messenger RNA of Lodderomyces pseudojiufengensis, 1995 nucleotides long. Its product is annotated as transcription factor TFIIIB subunit. Gene Ontology annotation, molecular function: TFIIIC-class transcription factor complex binding; RNA polymerase III general transcription initiation factor activity. The record is from RefSeq and is a predicted model, not a curated record. The transcript has a single exon. Bases 1 to 1995 code for a protein of 664 amino acids. Gene Ontology annotation, biological process: transcription by RNA polymerase III; RNA polymerase III preinitiation complex assembly. Lineage: Eukaryota; Fungi; Ascomycota; Pichiomycetes; Serinales; Debaryomycetaceae. Gene Ontology annotation, cellular component: transcription factor TFIIIB complex.
AUGAGUAGUUUAGUUAAAAAGGGGAGUCAGUUUACUCCUAAAGUGAAAAAAAUAGUGAGAAGAAAGCCAAUAUCAACAUCAGAUGUUCCCACACCAGAACCAAGUCAAAUAAGUCAACCAAAUCAAAUUUCAAGUAGAAGAAGUUCUGUCACUCAAAAUAAACAAUUUGAUACCCCACCGGCUACACAAUUCAAAGGUUCUAAAAAACCUAGAUCUAGUUUUGAUUUAACAGCAACUAGACCAGUCAUAAAUUUGAAUGAGGAAAAUGUUGAUCCUAUGGAUAAAACACAAAAUACUGAAUCAGCCAUAAUCGAUAGUGAUGAAGGAGAAGUAGAAGAUGAAGUUUUGAAAAAAAAUCUAUCGAAACCGGUUUCGAGAAGAAAUUCUAUAAGUCAGAGAAGAUUGUCAGGUAUAAAUCAACCGGGUCAAAGAAGCAGGUCCGCAUCAAUUUCACUUCGAACUCAUGGAGAUGGUGGACAUGUUAUUCAUCAUUCUGCUAAAAUAUCAAUACCGACGUCGUCUGCAAAAGCUAAAAGAAGAAGAUCACUGGUCGGUGGAUCUAGAAGCAAAAGACCUUCAAUUACUUUAGCAUCUCCACCAGUUAUUGCAGUUACAGCUCCAGCUUUAAAGCCGUCUGCAAAUGCUCCCAAGAUAAUUCCUUCACAACAACAACAACCGCAACAAGCACAACAGCCAGUGAUUCAAACUUUCACAUCGAAACCCGGAGCUGCACCCAUUAGUAUGAUAAUGAAUGACAACGAACCUGAAAAGAAUAACCAAGAGGCAAUAAGCCAAGUAAACAAAUCUUUGGGAGUUGAAAAUGCAAUAAGUCAAGAAUUUGUUGUUGGAAUAGAUCCAACCACUAAUAAAUUAAAAAAAUUUAGAAGAAAAGGAGCACCAAAGAAAGAAAUCAAAGAUGAAACUGGAUUUAGUAAUAUAUCAAAUAUAUCGCUAGAUGAUUAUUUACCUGUUGAACCAGACAAUUUAAUUACUACUGUAACUAGUAUUUCUCAACUACCCCUGGGAAUUAAAGAUGAAGAUUUGGAUUUGUAUGGAGAAUUGAAAUUUGAAUAUGAAGGAAUGACGAUGGCUGAUUUAUGUAAACCUACAAUAAAAGUUGGUGAAGUUAGUACGAACUUUGCUCUAGUUCAAAAAGCAGAAAAGCAGUUGAAAGAGAAAAGAUUACAAAGAAAAUUGGAUCGAGAUAGAGCUAGAAAAGAACGUAUUUCAUUGCAAGAAGCGACUUUAAAAAAUGAAGGUAAAACUGAACAAGAAAUCAGAGAGGAACAAGAACGAGACAAAUCUAGAAAUAGAAAUGGAAGUGAUCUACUAGAUUUACAAGAUGAUGAAGCAGAUAAUAAUCUGAGGUCAACUGCUGUUCAAUUAACUAUGGUUGAUGGUAAAAUGGGUUAUAGUGAAGAAUCCGCAGUUGUUUAUAAACCAAGAGCUGACACUUCUGGAAGGUCGGUAGAAGAAUCGAAUCCUUAUGCAAAUCCUGUCACAUCAACUACAUAUAGUAAAAGAACAUAUACUGACAAAUGGACACCAGAAGAAUUGAAAGAUUUUUAUCAAGCUCUUAGUAUGUUUGGUACUGAUUUUUCAUUAAUAUCUCAAUUAUAUCCACAUAGAACAAGAAAACAAAUAAAAGCGAAAUUUGCAUUAGAAGAGAAAAAAUAUCCUGAAGUUAUUGAUCUAGCGUUGAGAAGAAAAUUACCAGUUGACUUUGAAAAAUAUUGUGGUCAAACUAAAAAUGAAAUUAAGACCAUUGAACAAUAUAAUGAAGAUUUGAAGAAAGUAAGAACCGAACAUGAAAGUAAUAUGAAUGCAAUUGCGGUUGCACGUGAACGUGCGUUUAAAGAAGAUGCUGAAGCUAAUAGAAGAAGAGAAAUAGAAAUUAGAACAGGUUCCAAACCUAUGACUACAGCUGAAAGAAGAAAAGAAUUGAGAAAGAAUGAAACUGUUGUAGGUCUGAUUGAUGAUUUAAAGAGGGAGUAA